AUGAAUUAUUUAAGUCACAUGCCAAUAUUCUUCUUAAUCACUUUAUACCUUUUAUUAUUUUCACCAUUCAAUUCUGCAACACAAACUCCUUUGAAAGAGAAUACAAAUUUAAUGGAAAAUUCUCUUGAUGAAUCAAUUGAAAAUUAUUGUGCUCCUUCCGGAUUAAUUAGCGACGCUUGUUGUGAUUAUAAAACUGUCGAAAAUAUAAAUAAUGAUUUAUUUCCUAGAUUACAAGAAUUAAUCAAAACAGAUUUUUUUAAAUAUUAUAAGUUGAAUCUUUAUAAGGAAUGUCCGUUUUGGCACGAAAAUGGCCAAUGCAUAAAUCAAGCUUGUGCUGUUGAAACUACCGAUGAAUCAAAUGUUCCCGAAAUGUGGCGCAGCAAUGUACUGGGUGCAUUGCAGACAUCAUCUAAUGGCUUGGGAGUUUUUGUUAAUCUUCUUGAAAAUCCUGAACGUUUUACUGGAUAUGCUGGAGCAUCAGCAAGUCGUGUAUGGAAAUCAAUAUAUGAAGAAAACUGUUUUAACGUAGCCUUUCAUUUGGAUCCUUCAUAUAACAUUAAAGACUUGUCAUCUGCUCCAACAAAUAAAAAACCAUUAGGUCUUUUAUUACAAAGUAAAAAUGACAUCUAUGAUGAAAUAUGUGUUGAGAAAAGAGUCUAUUAUCGUUUGAUUUCUGGACUUCAUUCUUCGAUAUCCAUUCAUAUAUGUAGUGAAUAUUUGAAUAAAACUACUGGAUUAUGGGGUCCAAAUCUUGAUUGCUUUGUUGAUCGCAUUGGUUCAUAUCCAGAACGUCUUCAAAAUGCUUAUUUUAAUUAUGUAGUUCUUCUAAGAGCCAUAUCAAAAAUUUCAAAUUAUCUUAAAGGAUAUGAAUUUUGUACUGGUGAUGAAUUGCAAGAUGAAAAAGUCAAGUCUAUGGUCAAUGAAAUAGUUGAUCGGGCUCAAUCUUGUCCCGAAACUUUUGAUGAAAAUCAAUUGUUUGCUUCUCCUGAAUCUAGUAUAUUGAAGGAGGAAUUCAAAUCCAGGUUUAGAAACGUUUCUCGAAUAAUGGAUUGUGUUGGUUGUGAUAAAUGUCGAUUAUGGGGAAAAGUACAAAUAUCUGGAAUUGGUACAGCUUUAAAAAUACUUUUUUCAUAUGAAGAUGACUUUCUAAAUCCAAAGAUAGAUCCAAAUUUAUUAAGGCGUACAGAGAUUGUUGCACUAUUUAACACAUUUAGUAGAUUUUCGGAGAGUUUAAAAAUCAUAGAGAAAUUUAGAAAAAUGUAUCAACAACAUAAACUAAAUGACAUUAAUGAAACCAACCAAAUCAAUCAAAUUAGUCAACAAGAAAAAGUAAAGAAAAUUGAAUUUGAAAAAUCAAUCAACCAAGAGAUUUUAGAUGAAUCUAAUAUUAAUUCCUCUAAAGUUAUUAACGAAAUCAACCCAUCAUCAUCAUUUCCAAAUAUGCAAUUUGUCAUAGAACUUUGGGAUUUCCUUAAAUCAAAGGUUUCACCAUACAUAAUACAAUUUCGUCAUCUCAUAACACAAAGAUUAGAAUAUUGGUACCUGUAA
Entrophospora sp. SA101 is the source of this 1548-nucleotide messenger RNA. The record is from the annotation of a GenBank genome assembly. Lineage: Eukaryota; Fungi; Glomeromycota; Glomeromycetes; Entrophosporales; Entrophosporaceae.